Messenger RNA from Cornus florida, 2278 nucleotides. RefSeq names its product disease resistance protein L6-like. Bases 965 to 2278 code for a protein of 437 amino acids. Gene Ontology annotation, molecular function: ADP binding. NCBI's taxonomy places the organism in Eukaryota, Viridiplantae, Streptophyta, Magnoliopsida, Cornales, Cornaceae. The record is from RefSeq and is a predicted model, not a curated record. The transcript is spliced from 3 exons. Gene Ontology annotation, biological process: defense response.
AAGGUCGAGUGAGGCUUUGAAAUCCUUGUGGUUGCUGGACUUGUCAUCGUGCAUAUCCUUGGAAAGAUUGACUGAUCCGUCGAAGUUAGAAUCCCUGAUGUCAAUUUGCUUGUCAUAUUGUACAGCCUUGGAGAGGAUAUCUGAUCUAUCAGCUUUGAAAUCCUUGAAAAAGUAUUCAGGAAAAAAAAAAAAAAAAUCCUUGAAAAAGCUGGACUUGUCAUAUUGCACAGCCUUGGAAGGAUUGCCUAGUCUAUCAAACUUGGAAAUGCUGAGAGACUUAAAGCUCGCCCACAGCCAGAUAUCCUUGAGGGAGCUGGACUUGUCAUCAUGCAUAUCCUUGGAAAGAUUGCCUGAUCUGUCGUAGUUGGAAAUGCUGGAAGAAUUAAAGCUCACCAAGUGCCAGAAGCUAUAUGAGAUUCAGGGUCUUGGGGCUUUGAAAUCCUUGAAGAUGCUGGUCUUGCCAUUGUGCAAAUCCCUGGAAAGAUUGCCCGAUCUGUCGAGUUGGAAAUGCUGGAAGAGUUGAAUCUCGCCAAGUGCCAGAAGCUACAUGAGAUUGAGGGUCUUGAGGCUUUGAAAUCCUUGUGCAUGCUGGACUUGUCAAGUUGGCAUCAUGCAUAUCCUUGGAAAGAUUGCCCGAUCUAUCAUACUUGGAAAAUGUUAGAAGACUUGAGGCUCGCCUACUGCCAGAAACUACAUGAGAUUGAGGGUCUUGAGGCUUUGAAAUCCAUGAAGAUGCUGGACUUGACAUCGUGCAGUCUUGGAGAGGAUACCUAAUCUGUCGAGACUAAGAACUUUAAAGGAAUUACGACUUCAUAACUGUGAGAAACUUGGUGAGAUUUGCAGACUUGGAGAACUGAAAUUAUUGGACGUUUCUGGAUGCAUGUCAUUACGAAAUUUACUACAUUUAGAACAUCAGAGAAGUGUUUUACAUGCAACCUGAUGGCAUGGAAAUGGGCAUAGAGUGAUGAGACAGUGGACUUACGAAAAGGCCUUCUGGCAGCACAAGAAGCAUUUUGUUAGUGCUAUUGUGGAGGAGUGGAAGGAGGCAUUGAAGGAGGUUGGAAAAUUGAAGGGAUGCGAAGUGAAGAAAGUUGCUGAUGGGCAUCAAGGAAGACUGAUAAAGAUGGUUGUUUCAAAGGUAUGGGGAGAGCUAAAAAGGAACUCAUUGGUUGUAAAUAAUGAAUGCUUAGUUGGAAUUGAUGAUCAUGUUGAAGAAAUGAUGAGAUUUUUGAGUGUUAAUACCAGUGAUGUAAGGAUUGUGGGAAUCCAUGGCAUGGGAGGAAUUGGCAAGACCACUAUUGCCAAGGUCAUCUACAACCAACUCUCCCAACAGAAUUUUGAAUUCUGUUGCUUCCUUGCAGAUGUUAGAGAAGCAGCACAACAACCCAAUGGUAUUGUUAAUUUACAAAAUCAACUUAUAUCUACCAUCUUAAAAUGGAGAUGCGCCAACAUUAGUAGUAUGGAUGAAGGAAUUAAUGUAAUCGAAGAUCGAUUUUCUGGGAAGAAAGUUCUUGUUGUCGUUGAUGAUGUAGAUCAAAGAAUUCAACUUCAUGCACUUGUGGGAAAGUGUGAUUGGUUUGGUUCAGGAAGUAGGAUAAUUGUCACAACUAGAAACAAAGAGAUUCUAAAUAUCCCUGAGGUAGAUUGGACUUAUGAACCGAAGGAAUUGGAUUCUAAUCAAUCUCUUCAACUUUUCAGCAAGCAUGCUUUUAGAAGGGACCAUCCCCCAGAAGACUAUGAUACUCUCUCUAGAGAUGUUGCGUCCAAAACUGGAGGGUUGCCUUUGGCUCUUGAGAUUAUUGGUUCUUUUUUAUCUGGCAAGAGAAGAGCGGUGUGGAAUGAGACAUUGAAGAAGUUGAAGAGAAUACCGGAUGGACAAGUCCAGAAGAAGCUGAGAAUAAGUUACGAUGCAUUAGAAUAUGAACAACAACAGAUAUUUCUCGAUAUUGCAUGUCUUUUCAUUGGUGUGGAUAAAAGAAUUGCUUUCCACAUGUGGGAUGCCUGCGAAUUUUAUCCGGAAAAUGGAAUUGAAGUUCUUCUUCUCAUGUCCCUGGUGAAAAUUGGAGACAACAAUGAGCUAAGGAUGCAUGAUCAGCUUAGAGACAUUGGCAGGGAUAUUGUCCGUCAAGAAAAUUUCAAGGAGCCGGGGGAGCGUAGUAGGGUGUGGUUGCAUGAUGAAGCCUUCGACAUAUUGGAGACUCAUACAGUAAGAUUCAACUUCCUCAUGAAAGUUGAAAUAAUAACUGGAAUUUCCUCAGAGAGUGUAAUUCAUCAUUAA